Messenger RNA from Anarrhichthys ocellatus (wolf-eel), 1915 nucleotides. It is a transcript of the gene steap3, whose product is annotated as STEAP family member 3, metalloreductase. Lineage: Eukaryota; Metazoa; Chordata; Actinopteri; Perciformes; Anarhichadidae. Gene Ontology annotation, molecular function: cupric reductase (NADH) activity; ferric-chelate reductase (NADPH) activity. Gene Ontology annotation, biological process: copper ion import. The transcript has 5 exons. The coding region runs from base 96 to 1331 and encodes 411 amino acids. Gene Ontology annotation, cellular component: endosome; plasma membrane. The record is from RefSeq and is a predicted model, not a curated record.
GGAGGCGUGGCCGUGGAGGGGCGGGGCUUUGGAUUGCGCGUCACGUUAUCAGGAAGAAACGUUCACAGAAAAGAAGCGGGAUUCACCAGUGCAUUAUGCCUGAUGAGAUGGCGCGGCCUUUAAUCCGAGGCAGAGGUGAAGGAGGAGGCUCCCGGCACCUUGAGGCCUCCACGUCUGAACACGGCGCCCCAGUUGUCGGCAUUCUUGGCACGGGCGACUUCUCCCGCUCACUGGCCAGUAGGCUGGUGGCCUCUGGCUACCACGUGGUGGUGGGGAGUCGCAACCCCAAGCGCUCUGCGGCUCUGUUCCCCGAAGAGGCCGAGGUGACGUCCCAGAUGGAGGCAGCCAGCCAGGCAGACCUGGUGUUUGUCGCGGUGUUCCCUGAGCACCACUCCACGCUGGUGGAACUGAAGCCCACGCUAGCCGGAAAGACACUGGUGGAUGUCAGCAAUGGUUUAAGAAUCAACCGGGACGGGCCUUCGAACGCCGAGCAGCUGGCUGAGCUGUUCCCGGAGAGUUCUGUAGUCAAGGGGUUCAACACCAUAUCGGCCUGGACGCUCCAGAUGGGACCUCGGGAUGGAAGCAGGCAGAUCUUCCUGUGCAGCAACAAUAGCAAGGCCAAGAGCUCGGUGAUGCAGCUCUGUCGCAGAAUGGGCUUCGUCCCCGUCGAUAUGGGCCUCCUCUCCUCCUCCCUGGAGAUUGAAAACCUCCCCCUCUAUCUCUUCCCCUCCUGGCGCGUCCCCGUCUUCUGCACCCUGUCCCUGUUUGCCUUCUUCUACGUGUACAACUUCCUCCGCGACGUCCUGCAGCCCUACGUCACGGCGGGUAAGAGCGUCUUCUACAAAAUGCCCAUCAACACCGUCAACGUCACCCUCCCCGCCGUGGCCCUGGUGAUGCUGUCGCUGGUCUACCUGCCCGGGUUGUGUGCCGCUCUCCUCCAGCUGUGGUGGGGCACCAAGUACAACCGCUUCCCCAGUUGGCUGGACCGGUGGCUGAACAGCAGGAAGCAGCUGGGGCUGUGCAGCUUCUGGUGCGCGGCGCUGCAUGCCAUCUACAGCCUGUGUCUCCCUAUGAGGAAGUCCGCCCGCUUCAAGCUGCUUAUCGCUGCUCAACAGGUGAAGGGGGGCGACGACGUCUGGGUGGACGCGGAGGUGUGGAGGAUGGAGCUGUACCUGUCAGCGGGCAUCAUGGCCCUCGGACUGCUCUCCUUGCUGGCUAUCACCUCGCUGCCCUCGGUGGCCAACACCGUCAACUGGAGGGAGUUCAGCUUCAUACAGGUACACACACACACACACACACACACACAAGCAGUGAUAGUUCUAGUUACAUAAAGAAGUGUAGAAUCUAAUAUCUCCCCCCUCCCCCGAGUGCCCCUUUUCCUAUAAAUAUAUACCGCCACAAGGCUGGGUUUCUAUUCUUCUUGGACGCAGCAGGGUAAAAGUCAGAUGGGAUUAAUACAGACUGACGGCCAAAGACUGCCAGCUGUGACACUUGACACAUAAACAUACAGGCUCGGGCAUCACGCUGAUGCGGCGACAGAUGAACACCACGUCUCCUACAUGCAAACACUGCGUCUGCACUCCUGCAGCUGCCCCAGAUUUGCCGUUAAACUUGGACUGUGACAAAGCCAUCAGGAGUGUCGUGACUCACGCACUUCCUCCUCCUCCGCUGCUCCCUAACCCCCCCCCCCCCUCAUAGCCUCCGUUCCUCCAGCGCUCGGGGCCCUUCGGUGGUCUCCUUUUCAUCUUUCAGUUCGGCUAAUCCGGCGGCCGUCAGAUUAGCCGUGUGCCCGACAGCCGGCGCGUUGAGAAGCAACCCUCUCUGCAUCUAGAUGUGCCGCCCGCAGCAGCAGGACAGUGUGUUCAUGGGUGUUAUCUGUCGUGCCCAUGUGCGUGUUUGUGUCGUGUGUUCGAGC